AAAGGCCAACAAAAUGGCGGUGGAGACCUUAGACGACUUGGAUACCAGACUGGGUGCUGGCGACAUCGUAGCCGUGAUUGUUUACUUCGUGGCUGUUGUGUGUGUUGGACUAUGGAGCAGAGGAUUGUGCUUUCCCAUAAUGCCCUUGGCUCGGGCAUCCCUGAUGAUACCGUUACGUGUGGAUAUGGAAAAUCUUGGACGGCACUUUGAACGCGAUGCGACGCAGCAACCGCGGGACAGUCAGCGGUUUCUUCCUGGCUGGAAGGACGAUGAUCUGGCUACCGGUUGGGGCAUCCUUAUUUGUUUCCAACAUCGGCAGUGAACAUUUCAUCGGGUUGGCUGGCUCUGGUGCGGCCGGUGGGAUCGGAGUCGGAGCCUGGGAGUUCAAUGCCCUGAUGUUACUGCAGCUGCUAGGAUGGAUCUUUGUUCCUGUCUACAUCGCCUGUGGGACAACCACGAUGCCACAGUGGCUGCGGAAGAGGUUCGGAGGACAGCGGCUGCGCGUCAUGUUCGCCGUCUUGUCUCUCGUGCUAUACGUGAUGAUCAAGCUGUCAGUGAACCUGUACUCUGGGGCUCUGUUCAUCGAGCAGUCUCUUGGCUGGAACAUGUACCUAUCCAUUGCCAUUCUGCUGAUCCUGACUGCCAUUGUGACUAUCACAGGUGGCCUGGCUGCUGUGAUCUACACAGAUACUCUACAGGCUGUUCUCAUGGUGCUGGGGGCUGUAGCACUCAUGAUUGUCAGCAUGAUUCGUGUUGGAGGAUGGGGAGGCCUGAGAGAACAGUUUAUGCAGGCCAUGCCUAACAUCACUAAGGAGUACAUUCAUGCUCAACAGUUCAACCUGACCAUGAACAACUACACAGAACAGUAUGGGAAGUGUGGCAUCCCUUCAGAUGACUCAUUCGUCAUGCUGCGUGAGAUCAACGACCCCCAGAUGCCAUGGCUGGGUUUCCUACUGGGCCAGACCCCUGCUUCCAUCUGGUACUGGUGCACUGACCAGGUGAUAGUACAGAGGGCGCUGGCAGCUAAGAACCUGGACCACGCCCGUGGAGCCACCCUGAUGGCCGGGUUCAUCAAGAUCCUGCCCAUGUUCAUGAUGGUCGUUCCCGGGAUGGUCAGCAGGAUUCUCUUCCCCAAUCAGGUGGGCUGUGCCGACCCUGCCACAUGUCUGGAGGUGUGCGGAAACUCUCACGGCUGUACCAACAUCGCCUACCCUAAACUGGUGCUGGGGGUCAUGCCAGUGGGAGCUCGUGGCAUCAUGAUGGCCGUGAUGGUGGCUGCCCUGAUGAGUGAUCUGGACUCCAUCUACAACUCCGCCUCCACUAUCUUCACUAUCGACAUCUGGCAGCGUCUGCGCCCCCACGCCGGCAACAGGGAACUCAUGAUUGUCGGCAGGGUGAUCAUGUUGAUCCUGACGGUAGUGAGUAUCCUGUGGGUACCAAUCCUCAUGGCCUCCUCAGGGGCUCAGCUCUUCAUCUACAUCCAGGAGAUCUGUGACUACCUGGUCCCUGCCAUCGCGGCCAUCUUCCUGGUGGGCGUUUUUUGGAAGAGGUGCAACGAAAUGGGAGCUUUCUGGGGUCUGAUGGGAGGUGUAGUGAUCGGUCUGGUCCGCACCAUCCUGGUGUUCCUGUACGAGGACGUCCGCUGCGGGGACCACGUGGAAGUGGCGCCCCCUGGUAUCGUCUCCCUGCACUACAUGUACUACGCCCUCAUCAUCUUCGUCAGCACCAUCAUCCUCACUGUGGUUAUCUCCCUGCUCACUCAGCCUCUGCCGGAGUAUUUUACUGUGCGCACCACCUACUGGACCUACCUGAACAGCUCCAUCAGAGACGACGAUGUGAAGAUGUGGAACAAGUUAGAACAGCUGCAGGAGGAGGAGGGGGCCAGAGGCGACAAGACUCAGGACGAUGGGGAGGUCAUGGUGGAAAAUGAGCAACCUUGGUACAAGAGGCUGUUUGUCUGGUACUGUGGCUUCAAUGAGAAGACCAAGGAGCCAGUGGAGAAGCCGGAUGACUUCAAGGCUCGUCUGCAGACCCUUGAGCAGGAGCCGCUCAUACGGAUGGUCCUGAACGUGCUGCUCGUGUGCAUCCUCAGUAUUGGCAUCUUCUGUUAUGUCUACUUCUCUGUGAGACCAUGACACUAAAGCUUUGGACUAUUUCACUUUGACUUUAUUCAGGUUGAGACAAGUACAACACAUUGUGAACUGAUUCGUUUUGAUCACCAAAUAGUACCAAAGUACCAAAGAUAACAUUCAAUUUUUGCUAUUCAUAAUCAAAGUGUAGUCAGUGUUGAGAAAUUUUACCCUACUUUGAAAUUCAUAGAAUAGACAAAGUUAGGACAAUUGGACCUGUAUCGUCAAACUCAUCAUGUUCUAUUCUAUUGAGAGGUAGAUUCCAAAGUUAUCUGAUAACUUACAUUCCCUAACAAUAUUGUACCCAUGCCUUAAAGUAUAUCCCAUUUAAAGACAAUUCACAAAUUUUCCUCGGGUCCUUUAUGAGAUUAAAGGACAAAGAAUCUAUAAAGGUAAGAAAGGAAAAGACUUAAGUGAAGUCUGAGACUAUUUUUAUUUUUCAUAAGUGCAUACACUCAAGAAGAAAAUUGAGCGGUAAAAUAUUAUCGCUCAGAUGGAAAAGAUCAGAGAUGCAUCGUAAUUUUAAAAGUACAGUAAUUGUAACACAGUUUACCAGGCAGCUAUACCAUAGUUCAUUUUACCAGUCAGCUGAGAACUUGAGAAUACGACAUUUUAGCAAGUCAAGAUAUAGCUGAAUUUUUACAUGUUUAUGGCAACUGUGAUAGGUUUCGUUUAGCCUUUUGCUGGUAAGACUUAACAUUUUUCAUGAGCUGAUGCUAUCACACUAGUAACUGUUGGAGUUAGGAUCGUUAGGAAUGAUAUGAGAUCACUCUUAGGACCAAUAACAUCUUGUCUAUAGACAGGAGUCAAUGCCAAACAUUAUCCAAGGCCAGGGACCACCAAAAAUUGGUAACGUUGGCCAGGUGGUCUUGAUGUAAAGGUAGUAUGUUGUAGUAUCGUGGUUGGAACUAAGGAUACGUGUAGGUUUUGGGCCAAGCUUAUUUUAGAAUUUCUUCAUCAUUAUAAGAUGAUAUGGGACUUUACAACUUAUACACGUAGUACAUAAAUUGGUUUGGGAUAUACGGAAAACCAUGUGCAAAUAGUUUACUCUCAACUAUUGUUUUGACAAUCUAACAAUUUGUGGUCGUUAUUCAUACACUUUUGAUGUCAAGCAAGAAUCAAUGUCACCUCAGAUUUAGUUGGUAAGGAAUAUUUUUGUUAUAGAAUAAUGCGGUGUGUAUAUAUUUGUGA
Molecule: messenger RNA, 3320 nt
Organism: Branchiostoma floridae (Florida lancelet)
Lineage: Eukaryota; Metazoa; Chordata; Leptocardii; Amphioxiformes; Branchiostomatidae
Product: sodium/myo-inositol cotransporter-like
Exons: 17
Coding region: 216-2135 (639 amino acids)
Biological process (GO): inositol metabolic process; myo-inositol transport; transmembrane transport
Cellular component (GO): plasma membrane
Molecular function (GO): D-glucose:sodium symporter activity
Source: RefSeq, a predicted model, not a curated record